This is a messenger RNA of Osmerus eperlanus (European smelt), 2830 nucleotides long. It is a transcript of the gene eloa, whose product is annotated as elongin A. Gene Ontology annotation, molecular function: protein binding. Bases 89 to 2086 code for a protein of 665 amino acids. NCBI's taxonomy places the organism in Eukaryota, Metazoa, Chordata, Actinopteri, Osmeriformes, Osmeridae. The transcript is spliced from 12 exons. Gene Ontology annotation, biological process: transcription elongation by RNA polymerase II. Gene Ontology annotation, cellular component: nucleus; elongin complex. The record is from RefSeq and is a predicted model, not a curated record.
CAGGCUAAAGCAGAGGUAGACAAGAAAAGGGACGACCUAUUCCUGCAUAGAUGAAGCAGUUUCCGGGAACAGGGUACCAGUAAUAAAUAUGGCGGAGGAGCUGCGGGAAGCGGUGGAGAGACUUCAGUCUCGGCUAUUGGAGAACCUGGACUCUCGCAAGCUGAUGAAGACCCUCCGAAGACUGGGGGAGCUUCCUAUGACUGUGGAUAUCCUGGUGGAAACUGGAGUUGGAAAAACUGUGAAUUCCUUGAGGAAACAUGACCAGGCUGGUGAUGUAGCAAAAACUCUGGUGGCCAAAUGGAAGAAACUGGUUCCACAGGCUACAGACAGACCCAGUAACACCAAAGAAGCUCGGACACAUGGCCACUCUCGCAGUGACAUAGGAAGCGACGGGAGCCGCAAGCGAGCUCGCGAUCCGUCCCCAGAGCAGGCGCCUCAUGAAGGAGAGGAGGAGGAGGAAGAGGAGGAGGAGGAGAGAGGCUACAAUACCAACUACUCCCCAUCUCCACCCCGACACCAUUACAGCCCCCCUCAGCUAUCCCAUGGGGGGGGCCAGAGAGGGGGGUACCAGUCCGAGGGCUACGAGAGCCCUACCGAAGAGGACCCUGAGCUUGAGCCCAGCCCUCCUCCUCGUAAAGAGACACGACACAUUAAACCUCACAAAGAAACGAGCAGGAACCACCAUGCUGGCGGUUCCCAUGGCGAUCGGGACGAAGAGAGGCGACAUCGUCAUGUUCAGAUGGGUGCAGGUGGAAGUGGAGGAGGCGCUGGCCGCAGUGAAGGCAGAAAGCGAAGCGCGGAGCGGGAGGCACAGCCCAGCGACGUUCACAAGGCCUCAAAGCACAGUCGCCACUCCACCCCACAUGACAGCAGGAAGGAGAAGAAAGGAGGAAGUGAUGGGAGACCGCGGGAGCACAGGGACCCACUGGUGGCAGAGGAAGAGAAUGAGGAGCAGUUUGACGCCCCGACCAUGUCAUUUGAGUCCUUCCUCACGUACGAUGCCCCUACGCCUACAAAGAAGAAAAAGAAGCCCCCUAGUAGCAGCCGGCCACCACACGCCUCAACGCUGACGCCAGUCCCCGUGUCCUCCUCCUCCUCUUCCUCAUCCAAACCCAGCAAGGCCAAUGGGUCCCGCAGUAAGAGGCCCGAGCCCAGCCCAUCUCCAAUGGCAUUAACCCCAGUACCAGAGAAACGACGAAAGGUGGUUGAGGUUGUGGCCGCCCUGCCGGACAUCACUCUGCCGGCCAUCAAGCCUAACUACCGACCUCUUCCUUCCAUCGACCUCCUCACACCCCUGUCCCCACAGAGGCGCAAAGUUCCUGUGUCAAAUGACGAGGAGGAUGCUGGCUUCACUGGGAGACGUUUCAAUUCUAAGAUGGUGGUGUACUCCGGCUCCAAGACAGCUUAUCUACCCAAGAUGAUGAGUCUGUAUGACCAGUGCAUCAGAGUGCUGCAAAACAACAUAGACUCGAUUGAUGAGGUGGGAGGUGUGCCCUUUGAGAUUCUGGAGCCAGUCCUGGAGCGUUGUACUCCUGAACAGCUGUACCGCAUAGAAGAGUGCAAUCAGUGCUUCAUGGAGGACUCCGAUGAGUUGUGGAUGCGUCACUGUCAGCGGGAUUUCAAACGAGCGGCGCCCCAGGAAUACGAGUCAUGGCGGGAGAUGUACCUGCGCCUCCACGAUGAGCGUGAGGAACGCUUGCGGAUGCUGACGCAGAACAUCAGCUCCGCCCAUGCCAACAAACCCAAAGGACGACAGGUGAAGAUGGCAUUUGUAAACUCGGUCGCCAAACCGCCGCGCGAUGUCCGGCGGCGACAGGAAAAGUUUGGCACCACCAGUUCCUCCACAGCCAGCUCCACUGCUGCAGCUGCCCCAAUCAAGAUCAGGCCUGCUGCAUUGUACAGUUCUCACUCUACUGAUCCCCCAAGUUCCUCCUCCUCCCACUACAGCCCCCCCCAGGCUUCCCGCUCCUCGGGGUCCGGUGGAGGGGCUGCAAACACACAGAAAGACAAGACACAAGUCAAAAAAAUUGCCCCUAUGAUGGCCAAAACUAUCAAAGCUUUCAAAAACAGAUUCUCCCGCCGAUAGGUUUAGAGACUGAAUGUAAUGUAUGGAGUGAGUGAGAGGAGAGGAAGAGAGAUUGUAGGAGCCAAGCUCUUUUUUUAUUCAAGGAAAUAUGGGAGUUUAUCAGACCCCUGUUUAAUGCUAUACAAAUGCGAUACUUGAUGUUUUUCAUCAUUUUAGUUUAUAUUUAACACACACACACAUACAUUUUCCUUUUGUCAAACGGGCAUACACACACAAAGAAAAAGCAAACAUUGCAAAAGGAAAAAAUAGUAAUUUGUUACAAGUUCAUAUGUGCAUCUGCAACAAACACUACAGUGGGACUCUUGCAGAGAUAUGUUUUUAUGGUACGCAUCACAUAUGAGGACAUAAACAAUGUAAUAUUUGUGCUGCUGUCCCUGACAGCUUUCAAAAAACGUGUACAUGUACAAUCCCUAAUAGGCUUAUUUUACUCCAGGGCAUCCGCAACAUGUAUUCCUGCUGUGUUCUGUGCUGAACGACAUGUGCAUCCCUACUUUUAUCUGGUUCACUGUGAUGACUGAGAAGCGCAGGGAGAGGAAAACACAAAAAGGGAGAGAAGGGAGUGAGGAAGAUAUAUUGAUAGGACCCUGCAGACUCACUCAAUGAUGUAUUUAUUUUCAACUUGGGGACCUGGAUCCCCUGAACUUUCUGGACCCAAAUGAAAGUGGAUCAAAAUAGUAAUUUUAAUAGAUUUUAAUAAAUGUUAUAUGGACAUUUUUAAUAAAAAUUGACUUUUUGCCCAUGAUA